CUAGGGUUUUCUCUCAACGUCUCUUUCCUCCUCCUUGACUCUUUUAAAUGCCGCAUUUCUUCCCUGGUUUUUGCUGCUACAAAACACAACAAUCUUUUUCUCAGUAACCAAACAAGAAAAACAAACUAUCUCCGUUUGUUUCCUUCUUUUGAUCUUUGAAAACAGAAUGGAUUUCCAUAGCCUUACAAGGAAAGAGCUCCAGGCUCUUUGCAAGAGGAACAAAAUCCCAGCUAAUAUUACCAACGUAGCCAUGGCUGAUGCACUCAAAGCUCUUGAGAUUGUUGAAGGACUUGAUGAAUUCAUGAAUCAAUCUCAAUCCCCAGAGAAGACCAUGAACAAAUCAUCACAAGAUAUACCCUCUACUGCGGCUAGGACAUCAACUCGGAGAAAAACUACCGAAGAAGAACCUCAAAGCACACAACCAACAACCCGAACCCGGAGAUUGACAAGAAGAACAAUGGAAUUGGAUGAAGAAAACAAGAAUGUGAACGUGCCUGAGACUCCUGUUAUGGCUACUACUACCAGGAGAAGGGCUCAGAAAACUGAGACUGAAGUUGAGGAGCAGAAGAAGAGUGAUCUGCUUGAAACUCCAGCGUUGCAGAGUGGCAGGAGAAGGCCUGGAGUGGGAUCUACCAGGAGGAAAGUUGAGGCUCAGAAAGAAGGGUCACUGCAGCAGGGCUAUGGCACGAGGCGGUCAGUAAGGUUGUUGGAGAAGUGCAUGACCGGGUUGAGUUUGAAGGAGAGUGAAAGAAUGGAGCCUGUAAAGAUUGAUGAAAUGCUGGAGGAUGAAGUUGAAGAGAACAAGAAUGGUCAAUUUGAAGCUCCAGCUGAAGUACCUUUGGCUCGAAAUUUAAUUGUGUCCCUUCAAGAUGAAAGGGACUUGAAAGAUAAUGUUCUGGAAAACAGCAAGUGUUAUCACAGUGGAGGAAAUGAUUGCACAGUGAUAUCUGAGGCUGGUUCUCACAAAUCUGAUAAUUUGGACACAAAAGAUGCAUCCCUUGAUAAGUCAGAUGCUUAUUUGGCCAAUUUGGCCAAAAGUGCAGACUCUGAUGGAACCAUAGACACAAAGGGAUCUGAUGAUUCUGCUCUCUCUGAAGACUCACAUGAGAACGACAACUCAAAUGAGGAAUCGAUAGCUGAGAACAACGGGGGCUCUCAUACUGAUGAGACUAGAUCAAUAAACGCACUGGUUGCUGACGCCUUUGAGGAGUUAUCUGAAGAGGCCUUGGAUAAUUCCUCAUCUGCAGAAUUUAUGGAGCAAAUAGAAGUUGUGUCUGUAGAAGAAUACGCUGCUAAUCAUGCUGCACUAGAUGUUGAACGCCAAAAGUUAGUUGGCAAAGAUUGUGAUUGCAAUGUUGUUGUGCUGAAUGAUGAUCUAGCCAAACUUCCACAAGCUGAAGAGUAUGACGGAUGUAAAGUAUCUCAAAAUGUUUCAGCUCUCCCUGAAGGUCAAAUGGAUUCCUCAGAAAAAAUGGGAAAUGAAGAAUCUGAGGAUGAUCCAGAUCAAAUUGAUGAUGACACACGAUUUGACAACAAUUCUUUAGCUGAUGAACUACAAGAGGAAAUUUCAUGUGAACAAAAAUGCAUUUCUAUACCAACAGCUGCCUACAGCUCUGAGGAUCCAAUGAUUAAUAUGGUGAAUGGAGAAGAAUUGGUUGAUGUAAAUGUAGCUGAAGCUGAAAUAAUCCAUGUGGUAGAAAGUUCAUUCCACAAUGCUCCCCGAUGUGUUGUGGGUGAUAUCCCAAUUCACAAGAUGCUAGAUAAUGGUGAUGCAGAAGCAUUGGUCGAUAUCUGUGUAAACCCUGUGGAGGAAUUUGAAGAGACCACCCAGGAAAUCCCUCCAGAGGAGAAGAGUCCCACUGCCGCAAAGCUAAUGAGUCCUUGUCCUCCUCUUACCUCAAACUGUGCGAUUACAACUUCAAUACGUGUUGUGGGUGAUAACCCAAUUCACAAGAUGCUAGAUUAUGGUGAUGCAGAAGCAAUGGUUGAUAUCUGUGUAAACCCUGCGGAGGAAUUUGAAGAGGCCACCCAGGAAAUCCCUCCAGAGGAGAAGAGUCCCAGUGCCGCAAAGCUAAUGAGUCCUUGUCCUCCUCUUGCCUCAAACUGUGCGAUUACAACUUCAAUACCAUUGUCACCAUUGACAGCUCAAUUUUCUCAUCCAUCUAGUUUCACACCAAGGAAAUCUUCAAGCAUGAAACAGACAACAAUUCCAAAGGUGAUUCAAGUUUCAGAUAACAACAAUAAGGAGAACAUUGACAACAACAGUGUGAAGGAAGUGGUGCCUAACCUGGGAAAGGUGAAGGAAAGCAAGAAUAUCAUUGAUGAGGAAACCAUGCAGAAAUUGGAUGGUAUGAGUCUAAGGAAUCUAAAGAAGCUAACCAAGAAGUUUGACAAACUACAGAUCAUUGACAAUAUGAAGAAAAACGAAGAUAAGAAUGACAGUAAGCCACUUGGGAAGACCAGACCAGCCUUGCAAACACUGCCACAGAAUUGUAUGAGCACUGGAGAAGUAGAGAAGCAAAACUGAAACAAGUAUAGAAAGAAAAGCGUGAGACCACUACAUCGAUAAAAUGGAUUCAUUCAAACCUUGGUUUGUUGAUUCCCUUGCCGGUAAUUCUAGCACAGCUACCAGAGAUUGUUUUGAUGGCUGUUUUUGAAUUUUACAAUAAUGUUCUUUCAUCCAUUAUUUUGCCAAGUCAAAGAUGUCAGAGAGACCAAUUUUGCAUAUCAACAUUAUGUCAUUAUAUUACCUUUAAGACA
This is a messenger RNA of Durio zibethinus, 2760 nucleotides long. The record is from RefSeq and is a predicted model, not a curated record. NCBI's taxonomy places the organism in Eukaryota, Viridiplantae, Streptophyta, Magnoliopsida, Malvales, Malvaceae.